ACUGUAAACACGUCAUCAGUCCAACUGCCACAACAAAAACCUGUCAGUGGGUCCGUCCACACGGCAGUGACGUCAUGUGUCAGUGUGUUAUUUUUUAAGUCUGAAACUUCUUUAAAAAAUAUCCGAAGACUUCCGGUUCCUGCCGCAGUUUAGCGUCCUGUUUCCAUAGCAACGUAGCACCGGAGGACACGUAAACACAGUCACAGGAAAUAUGUCAUCACCACGAGUGGGCGUGAUCAGAAACUCCAUGCUGACCAAUCCGCUGCUGAUCAAGGCUCCGUUGGGUCAAACCCGGUCCAGAGGUCUACUCGGUCCUGGUCCAGAUUUCACUUUCGGAACCAGCAGCAGCUUAAGCGAUGGGGGCGUGGCCGAGGUUCUGUCCAGUUGGAGCGUUCAGUCUAGACGUGGAGACUCUGCUCAGUCCGUUCCUCCGGACUUUGUGUCUCUGAACCGGGAUGCGGUCCGGUCCGGUCUCGUCACGUCCAAAGAACUGAGUCAAUACCGGGCACAGAGGGGCAGGGCCAAGAGCCAAAUGCCCGCCCCCAGGAGACAGGAGGGCGGGGCUUCACGGAGGCCAGCAGUGCCUGACAUCACGUUUGGAGUCACAACCAGGCCAGGGUCUCCGCUGGCAGACCUCCUCUCUCAUCAGUACGCUCACCACUGGAUCGACGAACAGCUGAGCAGGAAUCGAACCAGCAACCACAGCCAGCUGCAGAGGGUCAAACCAGGCUGUAUUCCUGACACCAGAACCAGCCUGUUGAGGAGGAGCCGCCCCCUGCCCGUCACACACACUCCGUUCAGACUGCCUCAGUUCUCACAGGUUCCUCCUGCUCUGGACACCUUCAGGAGUCCGGAGGCUCGUCUCCGGGCGUUCAGGGCUCAUCAGUCGGACUUGGUGUCCAGGAGAGGAGCUCAGGUUCUGGGGGCGGCGAGUCUGGACUGAAGGGACGAGGAGGACAGACACUGAAACAGACUUACAACAUGACAACAUUCAUACAAAUAAACAUGAAACAGUGCACCGUG
Messenger RNA from Acanthopagrus latus (yellowfin seabream), 1023 nucleotides. It is a transcript of the gene cfap77, whose product is annotated as cilia and flagella associated protein 77. Bases 212 to 943 code for a protein of 243 amino acids. The transcript is spliced from 7 exons. The record is from RefSeq and is a predicted model, not a curated record. NCBI's taxonomy places the organism in Eukaryota, Metazoa, Chordata, Actinopteri, Spariformes, Sparidae.